CAUCUGGUCUGUUGGGUCACAAGACCUUGUACGAGUUUCACCGGAUGCCGGUGAUGAAGAAAACAAAGGCAAAGGCAGCUCCCUCUCUAUGCCAUGGGUCCUCUCGGCUCGCCCACAUCGCCGUCACGGCACCGCAAAUCCGCAAUCAACUGCCCCGCCAGACAAUUGCCUCCCUAUAAACCCUUUCGCUUCGCUUCGCUUCGCUUCCCUUCAGUCUCCGUCCGCCAGCGCCAGUGGCCAUCACCACUACCACGACCCCGCGCCAUUCCCCACGCCCGGCCACGCGCCUCUGCCGCAGAGGGCUGGGUCCCCGGAUGCAAUGGACCUCGACGCCGACAUGAUCCCCACCUCCCCCUCCGCCGACUCCUCGCCCUCCUCCUCCGACCUCGACACGGAGUCGACGGGGUCCUUCUUCCCAGACCGGAGCACGACGCUGGGGACGCUGAUGGGCGUGUCGGCGUUCGGCGGCGCGCAGGCGCAGCCGCAGCAGCGGCGCGCGGCGAGGGCGCCGGCGGCAGCCGAGGAGGGCGCGGGAGGGGCGCAGCGCGCGCCGCACGAGGAUGAUGAGGAGAGGCGCCGCGGCGGGGUGUGGCGGAGGAGGAGGCGGCGCCGCCGGCGCCGGCGCGGGCGCAGCCUGGGCGGGAGCUGGUGGCGGCUGUGCCGGGACCACGGCGACGGCGGGCCGCCGACGUCGCUGGGCGAGUUCCUGGACAUGGAGCGGCAGCUCGCGGGGGCUGACUUCCUCUGCGACGGCACCGGCGCCUCGGGGCGUGAGGCCGCCGCCGCGGCGGCGGCCACCGCGCUGUUCGAGGACGGCAGGGUGCGGCCCCCGCAGCCGGCGGCGGCCGCCGCAGUGGCGGAGGAGCGCGGGAGGUGGCGGCUGCUGCGGGCGUCCGAAGGCUCGUCGUCGCUGGCGCGGCUGCCGGUGCUGCUCACCGGCAUCUGCAGCGGCGGCGCGGGGUGACCAAAAUCCAAAACCAAUGGUGCUCGCCAAAUUGCAAUUAAGUGGCUUCCGAGGGGUGUUCUUGCGACAGUAGAGUGGAUGCUUACGCUAUCCUUUAAUCAAGCCUCUUUGUCCCCCCUCCAUUUCCCUUUCUUUAUAGUGUCGCCAUUAAUUAAUUAUUGCACUUUGGUUCUUUUAGCCAUGAUGCUCA
Panicum virgatum (switchgrass) is the source of this 1154-nucleotide messenger RNA. RefSeq lists its product as uncharacterized. The transcript has 2 exons. Lineage: Eukaryota; Viridiplantae; Streptophyta; Magnoliopsida; Poales; Poaceae. Bases 89 to 964 code for a protein of 291 amino acids. The record is from RefSeq and is a predicted model, not a curated record.